Peronospora matthiolae is the source of this 2130-nucleotide messenger RNA. The record is from the annotation of a GenBank genome assembly. NCBI's taxonomy places the organism in Eukaryota, Oomycota, Peronosporomycetes, Peronosporales, Peronosporaceae.
AUGGGUAGCGGCUCCCUCUUCCAAGUCGGCCAAGCUGUUGAAUUCUGGCGCGUCUUGGUUCACUUGAGCAUCUUGGCCUUCUGUCUCGUUUUCUUUGAAGCGGCGCUCCAUCACGUGGAGCAAAAGGUCUCUCGCCAUGACAAGUACCACCACAUGCUUCGGAAAGGCUAUCGAGAGCUCAUGGUGCUGGGGUUACUGAGUCUCGGUCUCAAACUCCUGAAAGAAGUACCGGGUAUCAACGCCUACAGCAAGACCAUGCUGGCCUUCCAGGUCGCCGACUUGACGAUCUUCAUCCUGGCCCUAGCUCUCAUCCUGCAAGCUACAGUCGUCUUCUUGCAGCUCCGCAAGCACAACAUUGAAGCCGAUCGAAUUGAGCUCAUCACGGCACAAGAUCUGAUCAAUGCUAUCACGCCUCCAGCUGGCACGCCCCCGCUCGCUACAGCCCAAGCUCCAGCCCAGUCGUCGUUCCAAUGGCUCAGCUGCUGGUCGAGCAAACCGACAAAGGGGGUCGACCUGCAAGUUGUCGAGCGUCGCCUGCUUCGUCACUUGUUUCUACGGCGCUUUGGACUGCCGCAGCUCUUCCCCUUCUCCAAGUACCUUCGUCGAGCUCAAGCCAACCAGAUCUCGCACAUGAUUGAAGUCGAGCCAUCCAUGUGGGUGCUCUUGCUGGCAGUGGCCUGGAUGAUCUGUGGCUUUCUCGAUGCACUCGAGGAACUGGACGUGGAUCUUCCUGGAAAGCACGAACUAGUGGAAGUGUUCGUGGUUUUCGCCUGGGCCUUGGUGGUCCUGCAUGUUGCCGUGCUGCUCUACUUUCGCUCGUGUAUCCACCAGCUUCUGCUUGCUGCAGGGUAUAGUGACGAUGAGUCGACGUUGGUUGCCAACCUCCGCUUGGUCGCUGAACAAGAAGUGGCGGCAUGGCAAAUGGAAGCUGCAGAUAGUGCUCUUCGGACUAUGAAUCGAGUCCAAGAAGAGCUGGAAGAGAUGGAAGAUUGUCGCAAUGCUGAACGCCACGCUUUACUCCGGAAAGACAUUGGGCUGCAGCUCGUUGCGACUUGUAUCCGCAAUAUGAAUCAGGUGGCGGAUCCCAAGAAAACUCGCGUGGGUCGCGCUACCAAUGGCGUCCAGCUCGGAACUCCCGAUAUUCCGAUGCGGUUCUUUUCUCGGAAAGCUUGGCACGUGGCCGUCAUGUUCAUGCUCGUUCUCAAUGGAUUCUUCAUUGCGCUGCUGGUCCAGUGUGCUGUGUACGACCUGGAUGACAUUUACGAAGAGUUUGGACUCGUGCAUGCUCUGGUGGUGCCCCUACCGUUGUUUCUCAACACGUUUGUGUUCCAGCAGCAACUGUUCCGGUACUUUGUCAUUAUCUGCAGCAUCGUUCGCGUGGAUGCGAAUACAAUGGGCGAAGUGGUGUCGCACUUCAGCGAGAUUGUGGAGCUCCGGUCGGAGUUUGCGUCGUCGUUGCUCGACUGUUUGAAGGAACGAGACUACACGAUCAUUGAUUUGCGACGAGAGCUCCACGCAUACGAUCCGCGACAGACUGGGAUGAUUGACGUGGAGAAACUACGUCUGGUUCUAGCUGGUUUCGACUACCGCUUGACCCGCUUUCGCUUGAAUAGCGUCGCGAUGAUGCUCUUUGAGCUCAAGGGCACGAAAGUCGAGUAUGGCCAGCUCCUUCGACUGCUAAUGCUCGCACAGAACGAGGCCUUGAAUGAAAGCGAUCAACCAAGUCAGCGCCGCCAGCACCUGCUUUUACGGCACAGUAGUAGGUCCGUUGAGGAGCGCGAGUCUUCCCGUACACGUUCGGAUCGAGUGACUGUCCGCACUCGAUCGCAUCGGGCAACAACUCGUCAAGUGCCUUUGCUGUCUCAACCGAGCUUGGAAUCGGAACCAGGUUUGAGCGAUUUCGUCAACAUGGUCACGCCAGGUUUGCGGCGACUCUCGCCGACGCGAACUUCCGGUGCUCACACUACUGCUGCAAGAGUGGAAAGUAUUCGUGAACGGGCUCCCAUGCUCGACCGGAGUCAAUCGUAUCAAUUUGCGACUUCAAGUUCUCGAGCGCUCCACGCAAUGUUUAACAUUGGUAGAGGAUCGGAUCCUGAGAUGGACACGGAAUCCACCGAGACUGAAGUGUGA